GGACAUCAAGAAUGCCAAAAAGAAUGCCAGAAAGGAGUCGCAGCCCACAAAGCUUCAAGGGCGGAAAGACUUGCAGGGCGGUGGUCAGCCUCAUGCAGAAUCUGCUUGGCAUUGUGUUGUCUCCCCCGUGAAUCCACAAGUGCGCGUGGCUUUGGAAGCCCUUAUCUCUCAACAGGCUUGGUCUCUUCCUGGACAGCAGUUUGCUUACUUGUAUUCGCUUGGCCGUGCUAUCCAGAACAGAACAGUGCCUGCGAGACACCAUUUUGAUGCUUUAGUAACGCGAGAUGCUGCUCGUGAAGGACCGCUCUCGCCGCUGGGUUUUGCCCAACGUGCAUUUUUCUGUGACAAGAGCAGCAAGUUGUCAGAGGUCAUUGCUUCACCGUUGGGCUUUGGGGCGGUCUACCAGGACAUGGCCCUUCUCGUGGCGUUGGAGCUCAGGCAUGCUGAGCGCUUGUGCUGGCCCGAAGCAGCCACUAUGACAGGGCGGACCAUUGUGACCGAGAUUGCUCUUGGUCGCUGCCAUACAGCGCGAUCCUCGCUCCAAGGACUUGCAGGCGCUGUUCCUUUGGCGCGCUUACAAGCAGAAUAUCAGCAAGGUGCUGAUUCUGUGUAUUUCCCACACUUGGGAAUUAUUGCCAUUCUCAGUCCUUCGAGGGCUCUUCCUGUUUUGCUUGCUGAGUACUCUCGCAAAUUUGUUGGUGUGCCAACGCUGACAGCAACAAAGUGA
Messenger RNA from Durusdinium trenchii, 727 nucleotides. The record is from the annotation of a GenBank genome assembly. NCBI's taxonomy places the organism in Eukaryota, Dinophyceae, Suessiales, Symbiodiniaceae.